AUGCGUCAAUACCGCCGAAACCAGCCGGUGGAGACACUGUUGGAUAUCAAGACCACAGCAAAUGCAGACAUCCUCAAAUACAGUCGCUCGAUCAAGAUUAAUGUUCGAUCCACUCACGGAGUUACCAGUCCUAGAGAAAUGAUUGACCAUUAUACUGAAGCGUCGAACAACUGUCAAUAUAGACAAAGUUAUCCACCAAUUUCAACGCACAAUGUUAAAAUCUGGUUCAAAAAUCGGCUAAAAAAGUGUAAACGUAUAAAAACUGGUGAUCUGAAUUUAAAGAUGAUGAUUUGA
This is a messenger RNA of Brugia pahangi, 294 nucleotides long. The record is from the annotation of a GenBank genome assembly. Lineage: Eukaryota; Metazoa; Nematoda; Chromadorea; Rhabditida; Onchocercidae.